AUGGGAUCUGCAGCUUCAAAGCCUGCCGGGAGAACGCUUGGCUCUGCGGUGAAAUCUGAAACAAAGGUGAAACUUGCAAGUCCAAAGGGGAAGGUCAAUACGCUUCCCUCGAAGGAAUUGAAGGAGAAAUUUGCCACAUCUCAGAACAAAGAUACCUCAUUUGUAGAGUCCGAUUCUUUCCGGGGUCAAGCUUCAACCACCACGUUCAAUCCUGCACAUCUCAAGAAGAAAUUGAAGAAGAAGGAGCAACAACAGACAACAGUAAUGCCUGAAGGUAAGGAUGGGUUUGAUCCUCAAGGACCUCCUUCUCCUUCAUCAUCAUCUCAAAUGAAUGAUGGUCCUAAUAGUUCUUUUGCAGAUUCGGUGAUGCGGUUGGGGGCACAGAUCCAAUCACAUUCUACCAAUCCAAACUUGAACCCGGAGUUUGCCGCUUUGAAACAAUUAAGUAAUCGUAGACGUUUAUAUUUACAAGGAGAACAAGAGGAAGAACGGGCCACGGGGUCUGGCUCCGGCUCCAGCUCGGGCUCUGGAUCUCGUACCAUGAUCCAUCCAAGAACAUUGGCUGGUUUACUCAAUGAUUUGAAUGAUCUGAGAAUCUCAAGACCACGUCUUUUGGAAGAUUAUCAAUUACAACUGGAUGAAUUUUUAGAUCAUUUACAAGCAAGAUUCAAGUUGGCCACCACUAUGUUGGUUGAAAAGGAGAAGCCACGUGACGGUGAAGUGAUGGUUCAAAAUAGAGCUCCUUCAAGUGGAGGUGUUGGUAGUGAACCACUGGCACUGCCCAAAGUUGAUGAGAAUGGACAAUUAAGAGAAAUUGACCCGGAGAAGAUGCAAAGAUUGAAGAGUAGAUUGGGAUUGGAUGAAGAGGUUUCCCCGGAGGAAAGAGAUAUAAAGAGAAGGUAA
Messenger RNA from [Candida] anglica, 903 nucleotides. The record is from the annotation of a GenBank genome assembly. NCBI's taxonomy places the organism in Eukaryota, Fungi, Ascomycota, Pichiomycetes, Serinales, Debaryomycetaceae.